CCAUCUAACUUUUAUGCCUUUCCAUCCUUCCCACCCUUUUUCUCAUCCUCCUCCAUAGAUAUAUAUAUUUCUUCAAGAAACCAUGACUUCAACCUCUAAAAACAACAACCAACACAAUAAUAUUGUGAUGAACAUCUCAUGUAAUAACAAUAAUAAUAAUACAACUUUUGUCCAAGCUGAUUCCUCUAACUUCCGUUCCGUGGUCCAAAAACUCACUGGUUUUGAAUCCAACAAGCUCCCCAUCAUCGAUCGAGCCCCGUCAUCGACCUUCAAGUUACACGAACGGAGGCAUAGUACAAGAAAUCUUGACUGUAUUUUUACAGGUAAGACCACGAAUUUGUCGAAAAUUAGUAGUAGUAGUAGUUUUCUUGCAUCUCCAGUUUCACCUCUUGAAAUGCUGACACGUGGAAUAAGUCCAAGAUCAACCAUGGAGGAGGAUGAAGAAGAAGAAAAAAGAGCUAUAGCUGAGAAAAGAUUUUACUUGCAUCCUAAUACUCCUAGAGCCUCUCAACCACCUCAACUCCUAUCUCUAUUUCCUCUUCAAUCUCCUAAAUCCACACAUCAUUCAUAAAUUAAUAGCGUAACUUUAACUUGACCUCAACUGAUAUAUAAGUAGCUAGAUAUUUAAA
Solanum stenotomum is the source of this 629-nucleotide messenger RNA. RefSeq names its product VQ motif-containing protein 11-like. Lineage: Eukaryota; Viridiplantae; Streptophyta; Magnoliopsida; Solanales; Solanaceae. The transcript has a single exon. Bases 83 to 571 code for a protein of 162 amino acids. The record is from RefSeq and is a predicted model, not a curated record.